AUUAAUGACCGAAAUAAAUUCAGUUUACUUUAUGCCUUUAUCUGGAGAUCCACUUCAAUCUUUCUGCUAUCAAAGCUCUACCACUUUCUGCAUCAAUUCCAUUAGUUUUAAUUGUUAGAGUGGUGAAGAUACACAUACAUAAUGGGAAACAAUAAAUCAACCUUUGAUGACUCCCGCGAUGGUAAUUUUCAUCAAAGCCCAGAAUAUCCAAGAAACGAAGCGGGCAUUGGAUACCCAUAUCCAUCUACAACAUACACGGGACAUUCUGUUGACCCAAACCAUCAAGCUCAAGGUCCAUCAUAUGCUGGAACUUCAAUUGACACCAAUUAUCAAAAGAAACAGCAAGCCACCUACAUAGCUGAUAACUUUAACUCUUUGGACCAGGUUAUUAAUGCAUUGAGAGAAGCAGGCCUUGAAUCAUCAAACUUGAUUCUUGGCAUUGAUUUUACAAAAAGCAAUGAGUGGACCGGCAAAUAUUCAUUCAAUCAUAAAAGCCUCCAUGCAAUUGGUAAUACACCAAAUCCAUAUGAGCAAGCCAUCUCCAUUGUUGGGCGAACUUUAUCUCCUUUCGACGAGGACAGUUUGAUACCUUGUUUUGGAUUUGGUGAUGCCACUACACAUGAUCAACAUGUGUUUAAUUUUUUCCCCGACCAUCGACCUUGUCAUGGAUUCGAGGAAGCUCUUGCACGUUAUAGAGAAAUUGUUCCUUACAUAAAGCUGGCAGGCCCAACUUCAUUUGCCCCUAUAAUCAAUGCUGCUAUUGAUAUAGUUGAAGCACACAACGGGCAGUACCAUGUCCUCAUCAUUAUUGCUGAUGGACAGGUAACCCGGAGCAGUGAUACACCACCUGGUAGGCUUAGUCCACAAGAACAGUCUACUGUUGAUUCUAUAGUUGCUGCAAGUGAAUAUCCUCUUUCAAUAAUUCUGGUUGGUGUGGGAGAUGGACCAUGGGAUGAAAUGCGUCAAUUUGAUGAUUACAUUCCUCAGCGGCGAUUUGAUAAUUUCCAGUUUGUCAACUUCACAUCAAUUAUGUCUGAGCACACCGAUAUGGGAAAGAAGGAAGCAGCCUUUGCGCUUGCUGCACUUAUGGAAAUUCCAUUUCAGUACAGACUCACCCAAAGCAUUCAAUGCACGGAAAACAAAAGAGGUCCUCGGACAAGGCCACUUCCUCCUCCCCGUGAAGUAAUUGACCAUGAUAAUGCUGUCAAAUCAUUGCCAUACCCACACGCAACAAGCUUUGGACCAGCAGACCCCGUUGCUGCAGCAGAACAAGUUUGCCCCAUCUGCUUGACAAAUCCAAAGGACAUGGCUUUUGGUUGUGGUCAUAUGACUUGCAGGGAAUGCGGUGCCACUAUAUCUCUAUGUCCCCUGUGCCGGGAGCCCAUUAAAACGCGAAUCCGGCUGUAUGGUUAAGUCCCAGCUCGGGUGUUCUUGUAAUAUAUUGAUGAAAUAACUUGUCAAGAGAUGUACAGGUCCCCUGCACUAUGAAGCAGCCUAAAUGGCUCCACCUCCAGGAAUGAAGCCCACUGUCAAUAUUAUAGCCCUUCACAAUCAGUAGAAUGAUGCUAUGAUGACUUGCAUAUAUUCAUUCAUAUUUUUGCUUUGUGCAGUUAGGGUGUUUUUGGUUUUCUCAGUUGAAUUGAUGUCUUAUGUUAAUUUAAUAUGUAAACUCAGAAAAAAAUGUUUCUGUUUGCGACAGUUUCAUGUAAUAAUGAAAGAAUCCAAUUUCGAAUAUCUAUCAA
Molecule: messenger RNA, 1742 nt
Organism: Ipomoea nil (Japanese morning glory)
Lineage: Eukaryota; Viridiplantae; Streptophyta; Magnoliopsida; Solanales; Convolvulaceae
Product: E3 ubiquitin-protein ligase RGLG1
Exons: 12
Coding region: 142-1413 (423 amino acids)
Source: RefSeq, a predicted model, not a curated record